Messenger RNA from Aspergillus oryzae RIB40, 2379 nucleotides. RefSeq lists its product as uncharacterized. Gene Ontology annotation, molecular function: fatty acid synthase activity. The record is from RefSeq and is a predicted model, not a curated record. The transcript has 4 exons. Lineage: Eukaryota; Fungi; Ascomycota; Eurotiomycetes; Eurotiales; Aspergillaceae. Gene Ontology annotation, biological process: secondary metabolite biosynthetic process; fatty acid biosynthetic process. Bases 1 to 2379 code for a protein of 792 amino acids.
AUGAAGAAUGUGGUUGAAGCUUAUUUCAAGGCCAUCAAAACCAUCAAACCUGCUACUACUGCAAUAGCUAUCUUUUUCUCGUCAGUUACUGGUGGGAUCGCUGCGCCGGCCGAUCUGGGUCCUGCCUACUGGGUGCAGAACCUGACCUCUACCGUCUUAUUCACUAAUGCGCUUGGUAAGAUGUGUGCCGACGGCGAGUCGCGGCCAAACAUGCUCAUUGAGCUGGGGCCGCACUCUGCCCUAAAGGGCCCUAUCCGGGACACUCUGAAGGGUAUUGGCCCUCCCACCGCUAAGAUUGCCUACGCUCGCACGGUCGUUCGCAAUUCAGAGCCUUCGCACUCUCUUCUGAAUGCUGCAGGAGCUGCGUAUGUGCGCGGCGCGCAUGGCACCCGUUAUUGGCAUCAAUCCUGCAUCGCCGAUAAACACUGUCACAGGGACGGCAAACGCGACGAUAUUCUGGGGACCAUGGCUCUGUUCUCGAAUAACUUGGAGCCUACAUGGCGCAACAUAGUCCGCCUUGACGAUGUGCCCUGGCUUCGGGAGCAGAGGAUCCAAGGUAUGAGCGUGUAUCCAAUGGCUGGCUACUUGGCUAUGGCCAUAGAAGCAGCAGAAAGACGCGCGCAGCAGCACGAGGCGAUAUUCUCCCGAUUCGAGUUCCGUGAGUUGAAAGUGGGUGCAGCCCUCGUGUUGACCGACGAUGUCGACACAGAGGCAGUCAUCACCCUCCGGCCAUACACUGAGGGUACCCGUGGCAAUUCUGAUAUCUGGGAUGAGUUUCGUAUUUGCUCAUGGAACACCAAGCGUGCCUGGACCGAGCACUGCACGGGACACGUUCGAGUCCGCAUCAAUGGGAAGCAGCAGACCUUAGUCUCCAACGUCGCCGAGACCGGGCUAAAGCACAUGAGUAUCCAGACGAAGAAGGUGAUGACAGCGGCUACCUAUAGGAUAGACACACAGAACAUGUACCGGGUUCUUUCUGGGGUCGGAGCCGGCUACGGACCAUGCUUUCAGGGCCUAGAGAACUACUUCUCUAACCCGCACCACUCACGUGCAGACCUGUAUCUCCGUGACACGAAAAAGGUCAUGUAUAAGGAGUAUGAAGCUCCCCUUAGUAUCCACCCCGCUCUUUACAUGCCUACCAUGAUCAGGAGCCUGAUUAUCAGCGCCAACCUUUCUACUAUCCCGGGGGACUUUGUUAAAGCGUGGUGUGUUGGUGGCCCCAGUCUGUCUACUCCCCAGCCCACCAAGUUUGACUUAUGGGCGACGUCCCAAGACUCGACUGAGGUCCUGAUUAACAUGGAGGGUCUAAUUUUGACUCCCAUGAAGGAUCCCAAUGCAGACAGUGGUGGAGACGUCGCCGAACUGUGCUACAAAAUCGAAUGGCAACCUCUGCACGACGAUAAGGCUAUUGCUGAGGAAGAACGCCAAGAGCCUAUCGAUUAUAUAAACGUCACGCUAUGGAGCCCAAUGUCCUUACCAAUGGCCAUACUACCAAUGGAAAAUGGAAAGCUCCCCGAUGGAUGCUAUGGCACGCCCGACGGCAGUGCUAAAUGGCUGAGCGAGGCCAUCUCCACCGAGACUACCAAUUGGAAACCAUCAAUUUACCCUUUGGGGGAAAUCUACUCCUGUAGCAAGCAUGUUGUCGUCCUCCAGACGGGCAUCACGUCUCUGCGAGACCUUACAGUCGACGUCUUCGAUAAGGCCAAGAGGACCCUACUCAAUGCUUCCCACCUGCUCUGGGUUUACCAUCUGGACAGCCCUGAUGCCCAGAUGAUCGUUGGUCUUACCCGCAGUCUGCGUUCUGAGGGCUUUGGCAGGAUCGCCACAUUAGGACUCGAAGCCAAGGAUAUUGAGAAGCCAACCCCUGCUAUCUUAGCUGCUAUGGACGCACUGUGGCCGGUAGAUGGCGAGAGGUCCUGUAAAGAACUUGAUUUCCGCGCUUGCGGCUCCGACCUUGUCGUUCCUCGUGUCACGAACGAUACCGUUGCCAAUGCAUUUGUUCAUAAAGAGACCCAUGAGAAGACCAUCUCAGUUCAGCCAUUUUACCAGUCAGGCCGCCGUUUCAAGCUUGAGAUUGCCAGCCCGGGUUCGCUCGAUACGCUGUACUUUGCAGAUGAUAAUGUUGGUAUGCUGGGCGACGACGAGAUCGAGAUUGAAGUCAAGGCGACUGGUCUCAAUUUCAAAGAUAUCGUUGUCGCAAUGUGCCAGCUCGCUCAGCCAUGGCUAGGUAUUGAGUGCAGUGGUGUAAUCUCCUCUGUCGGCAAGAACGUCUCUAGUUUCACGGUCGGCCAACGAGUUGUGGCCUUGCCCGAAGGUGCAUUUUCUACCUACGCACUAUCCCGGGCUGCAAGUGCGGCCCCUAUACCCGAGAACAUUUGA